Molecule: messenger RNA, 2437 nt
Organism: Amphimedon queenslandica
Lineage: Eukaryota; Metazoa; Porifera; Demospongiae; Haplosclerida; Niphatidae
Product: early growth response protein 1-B-like
Exons: 1
Coding region: 376-2025 (549 amino acids)
Biological process (GO): regulation of transcription by RNA polymerase II
Molecular function (GO): RNA polymerase II cis-regulatory region sequence-specific DNA binding; DNA-binding transcription factor activity, RNA polymerase II-specific
Source: RefSeq, a predicted model, not a curated record
UGGGCUUGCCUAAUUGGCUUCUGUUAAUAUGCAGAUAUGGUUGGAUCUAAUUGGAUUAUGACAACUGUGGCUCUGCCUUCUUCCUUACUAGUACAUGUUGUGGUAAAAAGGGGCUUCUCUUACUCCACCGACGCCUUUUGCUAGACUGAUUGUCGAAGGGAAUGAAAACAUCCCGUCAGAGGCUAACCACUAACGCCCACGUAUUCUGUGCUCCAGUCUUGUAAAGUGGGGUAUAAAACCAAGCCUGCCUAAAGCAAUCUCUUGUUAUAGUGAAGUCAACGAAGGCCUUGCAGGUUGCCUCAUCACACUAGCUCCACAGAGAGAAGCCUGGAUAAUAGUAUUGAGCUUUUUAGCAGUGACAGCAGCAGGAGGUCAAUGGCGGCCGUACAGGUUUGCAUGCAGCAACAGCAACAGGAGAACCCUUUCACAAACAUCUCUCGUACUACUGCCUGCGUUAACUGGAACUACCAGGGAUCCAUGAAUCCUUCUCCUACAGGUCUACCGAUUAGCAGUGGCAAUAGCAACCUGCCUUACAUAGCUCAGCAGCACAACAUACAGUACAGUGUCACUACAUACAAGCCGCAGCAGUAUUACGAGUAUGAAUGCAACACACCUCCAGUCGGUGAGGGACCACCAGUCACCAGUUUCUGCAGUCCAGACUACACCAAGAGCCGCCCUCUCUCCCACUACACUUCCACUAAUUCCCUCCACGGUGCAGAAAUGGGUGUAUUGACUGCUGCGAAUACAACAGCAUCGCAGGCAGCUCUCCCUCCAACUGAAUGGUUCACUGGAGGCACGUCCGUGGCCUCUCGUUUCUCUCCGUUGAAUACUCCCCGUUUCCCCCCGCAUACUGCCGCACUCGUUUCACAGCCAUUUAUCAGCCAACCCACGGUUCUUCCCACCUGGCCUAUGGAAACCGCCGCUAGCCCGAACACCAGCACCUCCAACAGUCUCCUACCACCACCAGCGCAGCCAAACGACCCACUACAAGUAAUCUCUGAGACAGAGUCGCCCUCAUCACAGGCAAUCGUUUCUUCAAUAUGUUCAGCAGGCUCGAGCGCCAAUGAACUGCCCACGCUUCCUUACAUCCCGUCAUUGGACCCACAGAACCAUGUAGCCACCUCCUCCUUCUCCCCUCUCUCAAUGCCACACCCAUCCUCACAAGGAACUGGGAUAUCAUCACUCACGGCUUCGUUAAAUAUCCUUCAUUCCAUUGGACAAGGGCUGCCAGCCGCGAGGACUAACAGAAAACCCAGGCGACAGAACCCGGCUAACAGCAACAGCCCUAGAAAACCCAAACCAGAGAAGAAGUCGCCAACCGAGAAACCUCACGUUUGCCCGGUUGACAACUGCGGGAAAAGGUUUUCACGCUCUGAUGAACUAACGCGUCACCUUCGCAUUCACACGGGACAAAAGCCGUUCCAAUGUCACAUAUGUCUUCGGUGCUUCUCUCGCUCGGAUCACCUCACGACGCACAUAAGGACUCAUACCGGGGAGAAACCCUUUGCCUGUGAUGUGUGUGGGCGUAGGUUUGCAAGAUCCGACGAGAGAAAGAGACACAAGAAAGUACACGACAAAGAAAUGGUCCACCAAGUGAACAGAAACUUACAAAGUUCAGAGCCGAAUCCUCAAGUGGCCACGUCUCCAAAGGAGCAGCCGAAUGACGACAGCGGACUAGCCUCGAUUCACGUUAGCUAUCAAACUCCACCCACUUCUAAUCCAGGUGGAUUAGUAGCAACUUCCACUGCGAGUGUAGAAGAAAUUAAACUAGAGCCUCUGUCUCUCCCGUCAACCCAACAAGGACAGCAAGAGGGAGCUGCCAUGUUAUUGCAACAAGAGGGACUAGUUCUACCAUCGGAUCAACAGGAAAGCUUAUUGAUAUCCUCCGUCCAGCAAGGAGGACUCCUAAUACAACAGGAAGGUUUAAUCAUGUCCCAGCCUGAUAGCCUUGUUACUACUCUACAGCAGGAGGCUCUGCCACAGCAGCAGCAACAAGGUCUAACUCAGACGACGACAUCCCCUUGACUUUAACGUGGUAUUUAUAAUUAAUCUUACUAGCUUUAAAGUGACUAUGACUCUGCACUACUACUAAAUAAAUAAAUUUUUUCAUUUUCUUUUCUUUACUUUGGUACAUAUCUUUGUACAUCUUUUCCCUUCACUCUCUCACAUUAUCAGUUUUUUCUUCAUUAAGUAACACAUACCCCCCAACACAAUUCCACACACACACAGUCACAAACAUUUUCUUUUUCCUCUUGUUCACCAUUAUUCAAAUCAUCCACUCUCUUUUUUCUCUCCCUCUUCCCCCCCCCCCUCUCUCUCUGUUCACAUGGUUUUUUGUAAAUAAAGAUAAAAUAAACAAUAAUAAUAAUUAUAUAGUUUUUGUUGUUAAAAAUAAUAAUUAUCAAAAAACACCUUCAAGAUUGUUGAUACAGUAAAA